AUGGGCAAGAAGUCUAAAUCUCAGUCUAAGGCUGUUAGCGCAGCCGCCGCCUCUGAAGGUGUUUCCCUUCUGAGCGGUAAAAGCACUUCUACUCUGGACCCAACCUUGUCCUCCCUCUUCGACAAGAGCUCAGGACCUGUGAAAGCCCCCACUGUGCAAUAUGUUAAUGUUCCUCCCAAAUCUACCAAAAAAACAGAGGCAGAGGAGGAAGAUGAGGAUGUACUCUCGUCGGCAGAUGGCUCUCUGGACUCCGAAGAUGAAGCAAUGGAGGAUGCUCCUGAUGCCAGCGAACCUGCUUCCGCUGAGGAACAAGUACCGGAGUCCCAGGGUCGCAAACGUAAGCGGGGUGCCGCCGGAGAAGACUUAGAGGAGACAUAUAUGCGCCGCAUCGCCAAGGAAGAAGAGAAAGCAGAGGAAAAGCGAAAGUCGGAGCAAUCUAAGCGUCAGAAGCCUUCUGGGGAAGAAGCCGACAACGAUUUGUCUGGGUCAAAGGAUUCAGAGGCUGAAGACAGCGACGAGGAUGAGGAGAAAUCGGCAGUCCCAGUCCACGAGAGCGUGUCAGGCACCCAAAAAGCGGAUGAGGUUGAGAAGUCUAAUCGUACAGUAUUCUUGGGCAAUGUUGCGACCACGGCCAUUAAAUCAAAGUCGGCUAAAAAGGCCCUUCUCCGACACCUAGCGACCUUCUGCUCUUCUCUCCCUGAAGAGAGUGGCCCACACAAGGUUGAAUCUAUUCGUUUCCGCUCCAUCCCAUUUGCCAGCGGUGGUGGACUCCCCAAGCGAGCCUCAUUUGCUCGACGUGAAAUUUUGGAUGAGACUACAACUAGUACCAACGCCUACGCUGUCUACAGCACUCUCCUGGCUGCUCGUAAAGCCCCCGCUGCAUUGAAUGGAACUAUUGUCCUCGAUCGACACCUUCGUGUCGACAGCGUUGCUCACCCGGCUUCGAUUGACAACAAGCGCUGUGUUUUUGUAGGCAACUUGGACUUCGUUGACCAAGAAGGCGCUGUGGAGGAUGAGUCCGGAAAGAAGAAGAAGGUUAGAGCCCCAGCUGAUGUUGAGGAGGGUCUCUGGCGAACCUUCAAUGAGCACACUGGCGACAAAGAUAAGAAGACAGGCAAGAAGAGUGUUGAGUUUGUUCGCGUCAUCCGUGAUCGAUCAACUCGCGUUGGAAAGGGCUUUGCUUAUGUCCAGUUCUACGACGGCACUGGUGUCGAACAGGCUUUACUCCUCAAUGAGAAGAAGUUCCCACCUAUGCUGCCCCGCAAACUGCGCGUCACCCGCGCCAGAAAAAUCGCUAAAAAGCGCGAAGAUACUGGUGCGAAAGAUUCAAAGUUGGCUGAAGCUCAGAAGACACUUCAAGGACGUGCUGGUAAAUUGCUUGGCCGUGCUGGUGCUGCCAAGGUCAAGGAAAAUGCCAACAAGACCAUUGCCGGAAACUCAUUUGUGUUUGAAGGUCAUCGUGCUACUGAAGGCAGUAAUCAGUUGAAGAUCAAGACAAAGAGCCGUGGCUCCAAGGGCUCCAAGGCCAAGAAGAAUGCUCGUAGCAGCAAGCGGGCGGCAGCUUACAAGGCUGCUGGUGGACAGAAACCAUAA
This is a messenger RNA of Penicillium angulare, 1593 nucleotides long. It is a transcript of the gene nop12, whose product is annotated as rRNA-processing protein NOP12. Gene Ontology annotation, molecular function: RNA binding. The transcript has 2 exons. The record is from RefSeq and is a predicted model, not a curated record. Lineage: Eukaryota; Fungi; Ascomycota; Eurotiomycetes; Eurotiales; Aspergillaceae. The coding region runs from base 1 to 1593 and encodes 530 amino acids.